GAAGGUUGGCAAAAUUUGCACCGGCCCAGUGUCAGGGUUUCAGUUUUACUUUCCAUUCUUGUUCCAUGCGUUUAUUGGCCCGAAAUUAGGGCUUUUUUUUUUCUUAUUGAAUUUGAAAUGUGUUAUAUUUUCCGUCUCUCUUUCUCAGCCGCCCAAAUUUUCGAUUUUGUUUCGAAGAACUGGAAUUAUGUGUGUGAUUGUGAUACUACUGUUUGUUUUCACUGUGAUCGAGCUCGCUAUAGAAAUGAUGAUUCGGCCUCCAUGUAGAAGAGAAAUGGUGGUGGUGAAUGAGCGCCGCAGCUCGAAGGAGAAAUUGAAAUGUUUUAUAUUUUCCAUCUCUCUUUCUCAGACGCCCAAAUUUUUGAUUUUGUUUCGAAGAAAUGAAAUUAUGUGUGUGAUUGUGAUACUACUGUUUGUUUUCACUGUGAUUGAGCUCGUUGUAGAAGUGAUGAUUCGGCCUCCAUGUAGAAGAGAAAUGGUGGUGGUGAAUGAGCGCUGCAGCUCGAAGGGGAAUUCUGGAGGAGAAGGGUUUUUUGGGUAUAUGAGAGCACUGUGGAUGCAGUUGCUUCCGGUCAUAUUGCAUAUUGUGGAGGUCUGGCCUGUUCUUUAUUCUACAGCUGAGAGUGAGGCUCCGCUGGAGGAGAACUCGAAUCCAACCCAAGUCGCAGAAUCGGAAAAAUCUGUUCUUGAGGGCCUGCCUCAGGACAUUCUAGUUAGGAUAUUAUGUUGGACGAGCCAUGAUGAUCUGGAGCAGCUUUUCCACGUUUCCAAAGCAAUAAGAGAAGCUACUCUGAUUGCAAAAAGACUGCAUUUUGCAUACAGCACGCCUCCUCCAAAGAUUCGUGCUCCCCGAACGGAUUUUAAAGAGACAAGCAAUUUGGAUGAGGAGAUUCAACCUCCCAAUGCUCCUAAAAGAUCAUCCAGCCUCUGGCGAAAGAAUCGGAGUGAAAUCUCAAGGAAGACAUUGCCAUUAGAAAUUGAUAUGUAACUUCACGGGCGGUGGUCAUUUUCUGAAGGUUCUGUAAUUGCAGUGUUGGUAUAUAUGAAUUUAGGUGGCUAGAUGAGGAUAGGAAUAAUGGGUAUUCCAUUGGCAGAAGACAACUCAUUCAUUGAUGUAAAUGUCGACAACAUUUGCCAGCCAUUUCUUCUUCCAACCCUUUCGUUGAAGAUGUGUUGGCUUGGCUUCUUCAUAACGUGCAGGAUUACUGCGUAUUCUGGCCCUGCAUUUGUGUACAAAUGACACUGACUAUUCCAUUCACCUAAAUAAAAUAAGCAGUGCGCCUUCUUUUUUAA
Malania oleifera is the source of this 1293-nucleotide messenger RNA. RefSeq lists its product as uncharacterized. Gene Ontology annotation, molecular function: protein binding. The record is from RefSeq and is a predicted model, not a curated record. The transcript has 5 exons. Lineage: Eukaryota; Viridiplantae; Streptophyta; Magnoliopsida; Santalales; Ximeniaceae. Bases 188 to 988 code for a protein of 266 amino acids.